Molecule: messenger RNA, 1269 nt
Organism: Lobosporangium transversale
Lineage: Eukaryota; Fungi; Mortierellomycota; Mortierellomycetes; Mortierellales; Mortierellaceae
Product: checkpoint protein Hus1/Mec3
Exons: 5
Coding region: 177-1217 (346 amino acids)
Biological process (GO): mitotic intra-S DNA damage checkpoint signaling; telomere maintenance; double-strand break repair via homologous recombination
Cellular component (GO): site of double-strand break; nucleolus; checkpoint clamp complex
Source: RefSeq, a predicted model, not a curated record
UUUCAUUACCUUUGUCCCAUACAUUCUUUCUCUCCUUCUUUCUUUCCUCUCUCUCUCUCUCUUUCUCUCUCUCUCUUCUGCAACUUCCUAGAUUUACAUUUGCUUGCAAUAAAGCCAUUAUUCUUCUGCGAAAUUCCUGCACACUCAUUUCUCAUUCAUACAAUCAAUCAAACACGAUGAAACUCAGAGCGACAUUGCAGAGGGACCUUUUGUUCUUUAAAAUUGCUCAAGCAGUGGAGAAAAUCGGCAGGUCAUGCUUUAUCAAGUUCACGUCUGAUUAUGUGGCAUUUGGUGCCAUCCACAGUCUAACUGACAAUGAUUCAACAGGGGGAGGUGGAUUAAUCCAAUGUUGGUCGCGUCUCUCAAAGGAAAGUCUUUUUUAUGAAUACAGGAUCGAGUCCAACGCGAACAAUGAGAUCUAUCUCGAGAUGAAAGCCGAAGAUCUAUUGCUGGCAAUGAGGUCCAGCAAUAAUGCGACUGCUAUUGUGAUGCGCAUGUCAGGGCGGUCAACUGAUGCUUAUCUCACUUUUUCCAUCACUUCUGAGGAUCACCAUGGAAAUUCACGAGCUAUUACACAGAAUGUUCCUAUCAUAAACAUUUUGAGUAUGAAUCAGGUCAUUAAUACGCCAGUCUUCAAUGAGCCUAUGGUCCCCGCUCCCGAAGUACAUAUCAUGUUACCGCAGCUGGAUCGACUACGCCACGUUACUGCCAGCUACAAGAAUUUAGCAGACCAUAUGGUCAUCUCCGCGAACCUCCAGGGUGAGAUGGUAUUUACAACGUCAGAUGGGGUACAACAAUUUUACCACAAUAGUUAUUACAAGUCUGGACGACCAGAACGAGGACAGGACCAAAGGUCGGGAAGUGACCUGGAGAAUAAUGAUGAAGGUGGGGCUGAAGAAGAACCUGUCACUACUAGGUAUGGUAUGGCCGAGAAGGCCCAUGUCGAGACCAGGUUUACAAAUUUGCACAACCCGACCAUGCUGGUUGGAGAUGAUGAUCAUCCCCAAUUGGAUAGACAACGUAUAAGGCCAAAAGAGUUCGCGAGCGUGUUGGUUAGAGUGGCGGACAUGCAGAAGGUCUUACAGAGCCACUAUGUGAAGCCUUCGAACGUGAUUUGCAGUAUCGUCCCAAACCAUUCCAUCCUAUUUUAUGUCUACAUUAAGGACGAUACCCAGAAUACAACAUUGACAUAUUUCAUUCCAGAGAACAGCCUUUGAGUAAUUAAGUAGUUGCCUCAAUCCGAUAAUAAUAAAAGUCAUGUUAGGAGCC